AUGUCUUACGCUUAUUUAUUCAAAUAUAUCAUAAUCGGGGAUACAGGAGUAGGUAAAUCAUGUCUUCUCUUGCAAUUUACCGAUAAACGCUUUCAACCUGUUCAUGAUUUAACUAUUGGCGUCGAAUUUGGUGCGCGUAUGAUUACCAUUGAUAAUAAGCAAAUAAAACUGCAGAUAUGGGAUACGGCUGGCCAGGAGUCGUUUCGGUCAAUUACGCGUUCAUACUAUCGUGGAGCAGCUGGUGCACUUCUUGUUUAUGAUAUUACUCGACGUGAUACAUUUAAUCAUUUAACUUCUUGGUUGGAAGAUGCACGUCAGCAUUCAAAUUCAAAUAUGGUUAUCAUGCUUAUUGGAAACAAAAGUGAUUUGGAAGCAAGACGUGAAGUGAAGAAAGAAGAAGGAGAAGCAUUUGCUCGUGAACAUGGUUUAAUUUUCAUGGAAACAUCAGCGAAAACUGCUGCGAAUGUGGAAGAGGCAUUUAUUGAUACAGCAAAAGAAAUUUAUAGAAAAAUACAAGAAGGUGUUUUUGAUAUCAAUAAUGAGGCAAAUGGAAUCAAACUUGGACCUCAACAUUCUCCGAGCUCACCCAAUUCUCCUGGUGGUAAUCAAGCUCUGGGAGGUUCAAAUGGUUGCUGUUAA
Messenger RNA from Thelazia callipaeda (thelaziosis nematode), 639 nucleotides. Lineage: Eukaryota; Metazoa; Nematoda; Chromadorea; Rhabditida; Thelaziidae. The record is from the annotation of a GenBank genome assembly.